Pelobates cultripes (western spadefoot toad) is the source of this 29813-nucleotide messenger RNA. NCBI's taxonomy places the organism in Eukaryota, Metazoa, Chordata, Amphibia, Anura, Pelobatidae. The record is from the annotation of a GenBank genome assembly.
GGCUGGCUGCGGGCCGGUUUGUGUUUGUUGCGGGUAAGGAACCGUCACUGGAGGUGGUGGGGGGUGGGGGUUAAGGGAACCGGGGUUACACCGGGGGAGGGGACACUGAGGGCCGGUGGGUGGGCCUCGGGGAGGGGGAGAGGAUGGCUGCACAGGGAUCGGAGAAAAACCCCAGCAAAAAGAAAACCGAAAAGAAAUUCGCGGCCAGGGAGGAAGCCAAGCUGCUGGCCAGCUUUAUGGGAGUGAUGAACAUCAUGCGGAAACAGGUAAAACAUGCCCUCCCUAACCUUCAUCAAAUCACCAAUAACCAUGGCAACCGUGCGGCCCCUUUAAGAGAAGGCACCCCAUGAAGCAUGCAUGGUGCAGGGCAGCACUGAGUGCCAGGGCCCCAGAGCAUGCAUGACCCAUAACCAUGCUUACUGGGAGGCUGUGAGUGCAUGUUAUGCUGUGUGUUGGAGUAAUGGAAGAGAGAGUGAGCUCAUUGUCACCUGGGGCUUGGUUCAGUGCAAUAGCCUAAUGCUUUGUUAAUAACAACAAGCUGCUAGAAGGGCUAAAACAUGGAGUCAGUACAUUGUCCUGCUGAGAUCUUUGAUCCAGAGGCAUUCAUUAACCUUUUUGUCAGGUUUUAUGCAUGGUUUAAAUGUCUUAACAGGACAUCAAGACAAGAAACAGGUGGUAUUCUGGAGCAGUAUGCUUAGUAAUGGGCGAUCGCUAUGCAAAUCGAUAAUAUGUCGAUCAAAAGGUAACACUUUGCCCCAGAAUAGCGCCAAUUUUAACCUUGAUAAAUAUUAACGUUUAGGGAUCCUCGAGUCUCAACUGAUAGGCUAAAGCCGGCGUUCAUACUACAGCAGGGGUAGGCAAACUUUGGCACUCCAGGUGUUGUGGACUACAUCUCCCAUAAUGCUCCUACAACUAUAUUUCUGGCGUAGCUCAAGGGGGAAAAGUAGUCCACAAUACCUUCAGUGCCAAAGGUUACAUACCCCUAUACUACAGCAUUCGCAAUAUAAAUUUUGUGCCACUUAGGACAUUAUUCAUUUGCUGAGAGUGUCAGCUGACUUUAUCAGACAAUGUAUGUUGUCAAGUAGAUGAGUCUGCAUCAAUGCUGUACUCUUGCAAGUGUGUAUGAGUUCAAAACGUAAGUCUGUGAAAGACCCUUCAUAGAACUUCUCAUGAAGUGGGCGACAAGUUGCUUUUUACUACAGGCAUCUCGUGUGACGGCUGCUUGGAAAAAACAAAAGCUCUGAUUUGUCAACCUGUAAAAUCUCUGUAGAAAAUAAUAGGUAUUUUGUCUCACAACAGUUUAAAUUACUGAAUGCAGUCAACAUGAGUAUUUCAUAAAGAUUUUAUCUUUAAUACUAUGCAAGAUUUUAUCUUUAUGAAAUGCUGAAAAGUGAUAGUGCUGGUUUAAAGUCAGGUUGGGGCUGAUCGAUAGCAUUGCUAAUGCAUUCAAAUGCAACGUUUACAUUACAGCCUAGCGAUACCCCGACUGGCUACUCCUCAAAUGGCUACUAGAGGUGCUUCCUGGGGGGGUGUUGCACUGCCAUUCAGUGUCGCCACCCUCUGCAUGGAGAUACUGAGCUUUCUUCAUAGAGAUGCAUUGAUUCAAUACAUGAGAUACUGAUUUACCAGGGCUGUGUUUGGCUUGUACUGGAUCUUCCCCUGUUCUGCCUCCUUGACAGUCUCAGUCAAUAUAUGAGAAAGCAUUGUGAUUGAGAGAGAAUAACUUCUGAUGAUGUCAUCCAAGCAGGCAGAUCAGGGGUAGAGUCUGCAGUAGCAGACCAGAAUAAAAGUAAAGUUUUACUAUAUUUAGGAAGGUCAGGAAGGGCUAGAGUGGUUUUUAACACUAUAGGGUCCAGAAUUCAUGUUUGUUUUCCUGACCCUAUAAUGUUCCUUUAAGGUACCAUCUUAUUGAAAUUGCUAUGUUACUCUAAUACUUUCACUGCAGUCUCAGCCUUGAGUUAUUUCUUCUCUCUACCUUCAGGAUUUUAAAGGAAAACUCCUGAGCCCUAUAGCUCUUAAAAGGUUACUCCAAGCACCAUGUUCCCUUCACUGAUUUUAAGUGGUCAUGGUGAUUAGUGUUUAUAUGUGCAGCGUUUCAGUUUAAAAACCAUGCACAUACUAAGAUAUUUGCUGCAGAGGUGUAACUCCACCUCCAAUUCUCCAGCCAAGGAUUCCUAUUUCAAGAGAAAUCCGCACUAUCGUGAAUUAAUUUAAGAACGCCCACCUGCCUGUCAAAGCUGACAACAAGAUGAGCUUUCUGAUUCACUCUGCUUUAACAUUCCAAUGCUUCCCUAUGAGCAAUAUUCUAUUGGGUGAUUGGUGCACAUGUGCCAGUUUCUUCCCGAGGCAGAGGCAGUCGUCACAGUCUCGUGGGGAAGGAGAGGAGCAGAAUUGAGUGAAUUCUCUUCACUGGAGAAAAAGGUGAGUAAAUGGUGUGUGUGUGUGUGUUUAUAUAUUUUUUUUCAUGUGUAAGGUGUGUCUGGCAUCUAGUGUAAUACAGCAACACUCCCAAUGUUUUUUUACGUUGGAGUAUUCCUUUCAAGCAGACCUUGCGGCUGUGCCUUGCAUUUCUGUCAUUCUGAGAGACUGGAAUUACCCUUCCUGUCUUUCAAGUUAUUGAGUUGGCUACUUAAGCAUGCAUAGAGCUAUUGGCAGCAACGGGUGUAUGCACCCAUUGUUACCCAGGUAAGUUGCCAAACUGUUCGAAAAUUGUUUGACAGACUACUCUGAUAGGGUGCACUCCUGACACCAUACCUAUUAAAAUUGUCUAUAGUGGUUAUGGUACUUGGACUACCGGAUAAUGGUACUCCGUUUUUCUGCGGAAAUAUCUAGCAUGCUGAUAUAACUGUAACCAGCAUGGAGAAGGCUUAAGGAAAUAAGCUGCACGUUUGGCUGAGCAUUUACCCACAAUUACCAAAACUAACUGCAAAAUUAGGGGGAACCAGAGGUAAUUCAUAGGCUCAUUGAGAAAGUCACAGGACUUUGCUGAAGAGUGAACCCAUGCAUUUAUUGUAUGAAGCCCUGAAUUGUACAGACAAGCUAAUAAUUAAAAUAAUUGGCAGGAAAAAAAAUGUGUGGGUCCAAAUAGCGCUCCCUAGUCGGUGCCCCAAAUUGCAAAGCUUGGUUUAUAAUCCCAUGUAUGUUUUUUACUCUGUUUAAUGAGUGUUUGUGUUAGCCAAGUCUGUUUAUACUGUUUUUAUAUACUGAACAUUCAGUGAAGACUGAAGUAACGUUUCAUAGCACUGUAGUGCAAAGUAGAAAUUCAAGCAUCAAAUUGAACAUGUAUUCACUUGAAGUUUCAAUAGAAAAAAUGUCUGUGCGUUAACCAAGCCAAUCAUUCUUGACAGUUCCUAUGCUGUGUGCUGUUAGAAUGUGUGAGACAGCACAUUGGAGCAAGUGAUUAUGAAUAAAUGAAAAGGGACACCUAUAGUCAACAGAAUCUCUACAGCUCAUUGUAGUUGUUCUGACGUUCAGCGCAAUGAACUUUCCUCAUGUAGAUGCAUUUAUUCAAUGCUUCUCUAAGAGGAGAUGCUGAUUGGCCAGGCUGGCAUUUGGCUCCGCCCACACCUGACUCCUUAACUAUUUCAUCCAGGCCAAUGCUUUCCCUAUUGACAUGAUGAUAGCCAAAGAGGUCGAUCAGAGGCGGGGUCAGCACCAGCAGACUCGUCCAUCGCUGGAAAAAAGGUAAGUUGUAACCCUUUCUAAGGGAGAACAGCAUAGGUUCAGGAAUACAUGUUUGUGUUCCUGACCCUAUAGUGUUCCUUUAAGGUUUGAUAAAACACUGUUCUUGGUUAGUUACCAUUGGCACUUCAGAUGUUGCUAUCUAUGUCUCCCUGAUGCUUUGCCAGCAUCAUGGCUGUAAGGGCAUAAUGGGAGAUGUAGUCCACAACAUCUGGAGUGCUAAGGUUGCCUACCCCUACCUUGCUGGCACGUUCAGAUACUCUCAUUCUGGGCUAGCUAAUGACAGAGGUGGAGUUAUACAGUGGGCAGCACUUGGAUUUAAAUCUGUAUUUAAAGGGACACUGUAGGCACCCGACCACUUCAGCUCAUUGAAGUACUUAGUGCUGCAAUGUAAAACAUUGCAGUUCCAUUGCUUCAGGAAUCCAAACGGACUUUUGGUCCUCACAGACCUCCGGCGUCAGAUUUUCCCAAUAGGAAAGCAUUGAAUAAUGCUUUCCUAUGGGAAGGUUUAGUACGCGCGCGGCCAUUGCUGCGCCUGCGCAUUAGGUCUCCCCCCGCCAGCUGACCCAUCGCCGAGGGACAUCUCGCUGGAUUCAGGUAAGUGGCUGAAGGUCUUUUAACCCAUUCAGCCCGCCUGGAGUGGGGGCACGAGGGAGGGGGGACCUAUUAAACCUAUAGUGCCAGGAAAUUAAGUUUGUUUUCCUGGCACUAUAGAAUCCCUUUAAGCAUCAUGGCAACUUCAAAUUAGUGAAGUGGUCAUGGCCCUUAGAGUAACCCUUUAACUAUUUUUGUGACACUGGUUACGAUUUGCACAAGCAUGGAUCUUAGAAUAACAGAAGGUUAAUCGGGAAAUGUUAUAAUUCCUGUGCCCAUAUAGUCUUCAAUGGGGGAGAAGAGAGACAUGAUCUGUCCUUAUUCGGAAGUGCAAGUAAUGGUAUUAAAAUGUAACGUGUAUUCAAUAGAAGGAUAAAAAAAAAAUACUAAAUAAAGCAAAAAAGGGGAGGGAAUAUAAUAUGAGGUUUCAGAAGGUUCGCUCCGACAAUAUAAAUAAGUAUAAGGUGGUGAAGAUAUAUGUAGUGGUAAGAUUAUUGCGGUCUUGUGGCAAUAGAAAACAACCACUAGACAUACUUGUCUAUAAAGUGAUAGGAAGUUGCAACAAUGCGUCAAGGUAUCUACAUAAGCCCCAAUGGAGAGUAUGUAACUAGGUAAUGAUGUAUUCAUAAUUAGGGUUACCCCCUUGUGUCUGUCCUAGAUUUUCCACAUUGAUUAUUAGCUUCACUUUUCUUUUCCCAUAUAAUCUUCAAUUUGCUUUACAGAAUAACCAUUUAAAUCCGUUUUCAUUGUAUAUGUGAUGCUAUAAUUACAUGACACUUGUCUGUCAACAUUCAUCACAUCAUACAUGUCUCUAUACCCUACUCUGAAUCAAUAAACAUAUUUUACUGUUUUAGUGUUUUCUGCCAAUUAUAGUGAAUUUAUUUUUUGUAUGAAAUCCCAUAAACCUUAUUGAUGCUGUCUGAAUAAAGACAUGCAGAAGAUAACUUGCUGUUUGUAAUUUUUUGCCUGUAUGCAUAGUGCAUGUUUCUUCAUUCACGUGCCGGCUCUUUAAUGCAGUUUAUGAAGCAGGAAAGAGUGUUUAAGUGAUAAAAAAUUUUUUUACAUCUACCAUUUGCCUUAUUUGGUCAGAUUCUUGUUAACGCAUAUUCUUGCAUUAGCACUUCCAUGGUUUGAUAAAUGUUGUAGUAGAAGAAAAUCCAAGCACACCAGAAUCAAUUUGCAAAUAAAAAAAGUUUUUUUUAUUCAUAUAGUGGAUAAGCAUAGAUUAUACAGAAAGACUGCAAAUAAUAGUACAGGUAUGUAAACAACAAAUAGAAUACCAAUAACCACUAUGCAUGCAAAUUAAAGUGCUCAAGGAAGAAACCCGUAAUAAAACAGGCAUACUGACUCGAGUUUCGGCUCCUCAGGGGGAAUGUCUUGCUAGCUGAAACAUUGGGGCGCGACAAAUCCCCCAGGUCGCCAUGGCGACUAAAAGGUUUGCCCUGGUGCCUGGGAUUUAUCAGCUUUUUAUCUAAAACGCCCGGGUGGGCAAAUAAUGGAGCCGUUGUAGCCGGCCGCCCUGAGCUUUAUGGAGGCGCCCAGCUGAGUGAUCGUUGCAGCCGGCCGGCCGCCCUGGGCUUUAUAAAGGCGGUUGGCUGGGGCAGCAUGCGAGGGAGCAGUGAUCUUCCAGCGGCUCCUCUCUGCUCCCUCGCGCUGUUUAAUGAUGCUGGGAGCCAGAAUGUGACGUCAUUCCGGCCCCGGCAUCACAGGGAGCAGAGUGGAGCUGCAUGGUAGAUUACUGCUCCAUCUCACACAGGAAGAGAGAGCAGCCCCACUGGACCCCAGGGAAAGUCACUCUGCUCUCCAAAGGUAGGGAGGCUGGGUGGAUUAAAAAAAAAAAAAAAUUGUGAGUGUUUAAGAUAGUGUAUGUGUCUCUGUCAGUGUGUGUAUAUGUGUGUGUCUCUGUCUGUCAGAGAAUGUGCCUAUCUGUUUAAGUACCUGCCCCCCUCCGAUCACAUGAUUGGUGUUUUUACUCACCUUUUUUUUCCCCCCCCACGCCGUGCAGGUUUUGCCGUGGCUUGUCCCACUUCCAUUGCCAAGUUCAUCAAUCUUUAUGAUCUCUGCUAAGCCAAUGCUUUCCCAUAGGAAAGCAUUGGGAGGAUAUUGCGCAUGUUCUGUAUGGGUAACAUUCAGCACGUCCAUGCAGAGCACUGACUCAGGACUCUCUAGUGGCCAUCUGAGUGACAGCCACUAGAGGUCUUAGUGGGCAGCAAAGUAAACACUGCCUUUUCUCUGAAUACGUCAUAACAGACCAGCCUUUAUAAAGAUUCUGUUAGCAUGAUCUCUAAAUGAGACACAAAGUCACCAAGUUCACUCUUGGAUUCUGAAAACCAAUGAUCAUCAGGGAGAAUUAGUGAAGCAUUUUGAAUGAGGGGAAGUCAUUCACACCAUAUUAUACAUGAUUGAAUAUUCAUAACUAGUAAUAAUCUGUCUCUCUACCAUUGGCUAAGAAACUAUUACUAGCUAUUAAUAUUUGUAUUUAUGUAAAAUUAUGUCAGAAAAACCUUAUUGGUAAUUAACAAAACUUGACAUUCCUAGAGUUCAUUUUAAGACUAUAAUUAUCCUCACUAUAGAUCAUUCCUUAGAAAACCGUUUCAGGAACACAUGACUGUGUUAUGGUACAUGCAUUUCACAAACACAUUGACGCAUUCACUUGCUGCAUUCUCACAUUGUGAGCCCUAUGCUUUCCAUCUGUCACUUCCCAGCCAGGCCCCUAGACAUUUCAAGAUCGUUCUUGAAAAAUAGGCUAUCAAACUAUAAAACAAAAAAUGUCUGUUAAACUGACAAAAGUAAAAAGACGCCAUGUUUUAUGAUGGACAUCUAUUUUCUGCAACUUCCACAGUCCCCCCUCUGACGCUAAAUAUACUCCAGACCAUUAGGCAUUCUCAACUUAAUUGGCUCUGAGGGUCAGUUACGUUAGGACAAAAUCCUUCCUUAAGAAUAUUGGCACUUCUUGUGAUAUUGAAUGGGACAGUUGUUUGUGCGAUAACUCUUUACCAAACUGUAACCCCAUACACAGUGGACUUAAUCUAUGAUAUGAAUGUCAAACUUUAUUUUUGCAGUGCUUGAGUAACAUAAACAAGCUCAUAUCGCCACAACAGCGUGUACAAGCUAAAACAGUAAUACAGUAUUAUAGCAUGCAAGAAUGGCACCAAGUUUUUGUUAGUAAAUGCAGGUUAGGUACUUAUGUCUUAAGAACUUAGCUCACACUGACAAAAUAUCUGACACUCCUUGAGCCUGUACUAGUUGGGUAAAAAAGAGGUGAAAACAAGACCUAUCAAUUGAUAAUAAAGGAGUACUAGUAUGAAAAGCGUUUCUUAGGGCUAGCAUACUCUUAGAUUAAAUUAUUUCAGGCUAAACAUACAUAAAGGCUAAAGGCCGCAUAUUCUGCAGGGUUCGGCAAGACAUCUAUGUAGCAGGCUUAAAAGUUGUAAACCACAAGGCUUUGGGGCGUGUUUGCAUCAAGCUAGGCAUGUUAAGAAAUAGACCAUUGGACUGAAAAAAGAGAAAAAUCAUACUUUUCUAAUGAAACAAAAGCAGAAUAUACAUUUAUGGCAUUGCUGGUAAUGUUCAGGAGGCAACAUGUAUCUGCCUGUUUAGUGCUGCCUGUGAGUAAGUCACGGUGUGGUACUGUCCAGGAGUGUGUUGAUGCGUUCAUCCUAUGCCCACGAUCGGGAAGCUGCCAGCAAGUUGGUCUAAGGGCUGCAUCCAAUUUUGGCCACUCCGCCGGCCCCAGGCCUUCUCAAGGGCCCUUGUGCACUUUCCACCACUCCGGUCACUUUCAGCACUGCAAGCGAGGUCCCGGGCGGUUGUGUGAUGGAAAAGUCCCGUCCGGGCAUGUGGUGUACGCAGCAGGGUGUUUCCCUUUCGGGCCUUCAGCCCAGGAAGGCAGAAGCGAGCCUUGGAUUUUAUGGGCCGCUUCGCUGGUCUCUGUUUCCCAGGUGUCGUGUGCGGUCUUUUCUUCCCGCCAGCCACUCCAGGCGUUUUUUCUGGCAGUGAGUAAUGCGGUCAUUUAGGGUGUAGCGGCUCCCUCUGGGUCUGUGUCCUUUUGUUUUGCAUUCUCUGCCAGAAGUUUUCGAGGAAGUCGUACAGGCGCUGCUCGAGUGUCUGCAGUCGGUUCAGUGUGUCUGCAGCUGGUGCAGUAGCCGCCAUUUUGAGGCAGAUUGCGCCCCUCUAUGUCUUUGCUUUAAGACGAUAUGCUUGUCAGGGAUGUAGCUUGGCUGUGUUGAUUGUGUUGGGAUAAACCCCACCGUCAGGGGGUGAGCGGGGACCCGUAUAACGUCAGUUUGUUCCAGUCGGAGAGGCGGUAGGGAGAUCGGCCGCUUCUCCCAGGCUCUCACCUCGAGGUAGGCCUCAGUGGCUGUGCGGGCUCAAUCUGCUUGUCUGACCCCUGGAAACCCUUGUGCUGUAGCAGAGUAGCUUGCAGGUAGGUAUCAGCGCAAAUUUAGCCGUUUGCUUUCAAAAUACUGUUUUUAGGCGAUUAAUUGUCAAAUACCCUGCAGUUUAUCCUCCUCUAUCAAAAUUCAGUGUGCACUCUGGAACGCUCGCUCCAUUUGUAGUCAAUAUCAAAUUUACAGCUAUACAUGACCCAUCUCUCACUCACAAUACUGGCACUCACUGAGACCUGGCUGUCCCCAUCCGAUACCGCUACUCCUGCUUCUUUAUGUUUCGGUGGUCUAGAGUUCUCCCAUACUCCUAGACUCGACUGUAAAGGAGGUGGUGUAGGCAUCCUUCUCUCCCCUCAAUGUACCUUUCAACCUAUCCUCCCUGCCUCUGCCCUAUCCUUUACUUCCUUUGAAGUUCACACUGUACGCCUUUUUAAGCCCACACCUAAACGAUUUAUUGAACACUUUUCCUCCUGGUUACCCCACUUUCUUUCCUCUAGCACUCAAUCUCUCAUACUUGGGGACUUCAAUAUCCCUAUCAACAAGCUCAACUGCCCUGAUGCCUCUCGUCUGCUCUCUGUAACCUCCUCCUUUGGACUCUCACAGAUUUCUUCCUCAGCAACUCACACUGCAGGGAACACUCUUGACCUCAUCUUCACCAAGUUCUGUACCACCUCCUGAUCUCACCACUGUUCCAUUUCCUUUGUCUGACCACCAUCUGCUAACAUUUAACAUCUGCAUACCCUAUACCAAAAUUUCACCACCAUCAACUUUCCACCCUCGCAGAAACCUCAACUCCCUCGAUCUCCAGCACUUCUCCACCAAACUCCAAACACUCCUUUUACCCAUCUCAAAUCUCAACUGCCCUAACUCUGCAACCUCACUCUACAAUUUGACAUCAUGGCACCACCUACAGUUAAACGCAGCAAGCGCCCCCAAAUACAACCCUGGCACACCAAGCUGACCCGUUACCUCCAAAAAUGUUCCAGAACUGCUGAACGCUGCUGGAGAAAGUCUCACUUUGCAUCUGACUUUGUCCACUAUAAAUUUAUGCUGCGCUCCUACAGCAUGGCUCUUUCCUCUGCAAAAGUAAACUACUUCAACACCCUCAUAAGCACACUGUCCCAUCAACCCAAACACCUGUUUCACACUUUUGAUGCUCUUCUUCGCCCUGUGACUCCUCCUCCUUCCACCACCUUGUCCGCCACAAACUUUGCAUCUCAUUUCACUGAGAAGAUCUCUACAAUCAGGAAAAAGAGAUCUCUAAUCUCUCUCCUACCCCUAUCAAUACAUCACCCAACCCCACUCCCCCUUGUCACAUAUUCAUCCGCUUAGAGAAAAGUGAUUAAUGACAUUUACUGUCCACACAGGAAAAGUUGUGCCGAGCAGCAACCUAAUCCACAGAAGGGUUAAUGCUGAGCAGCAAUUAUGCAAAUGAAACCUGGUAACUGACUUUGGGGUCAAAGGCCGGUUACAGCCUAUCAGAACUAAAGGAGGGGUAUUUAGGCCCAGUUCUCAGCCUGCUCAGUGCCCUGUCGUGGUUUCCCUUGUGGUUGUCUGAGAGCGCGUUCCUGUUUAUAGUUUUCUACCUGGUUUUUGACUUUGGCUUUGUUUAUUGACUUCUCUAUAUUCUGGUAUCCUGACUCCUGGCUUUCCUGAUCGCUGUGUCCCUUUCUGUGUUCCCUGACCUCGGCUAGUAUUUUUGACUAUUCUUUGUACGUUAAAUCCGGCCAUUCUAAGGACCGGUAAUACGUUACUUAUUUGUCAUCCGUGCUGUACAGUUCUACGUGCUGGAUCAAACAGUAAUCCUGACAUUACGACAUGGCCAUAGAUCCUGUAGAACUGUGUCAGCACAUAGCUGCUUGCGAGAGGAAAUUAGAGGAGAAUGAUCACCGCAUGGAUCAAUUCACUCAGGCUUUAAGUACGCUUCUCGCUAGAAUGGAGCAUCUGCAGCCUGCAGUGUCUCCUCCUAUAGCACCUCUACCCUGUGUACCUCCACCCACUGUUAAUAGGACUCCUUGCAUCUCCUUAUCACCAUCCCUACAGUUUGAUGGCAAUAUCCAGGAAUGCAGGGGUUUUCUUAAUCAGGUGGAGUACCAUUUUGAGGCCUCACCAGGGUCAUUCCCCACGGACAGAGCAAGAAUUGGUUAUCUAAUGAAUCAAUUAAAGGGCAAGGCCCUUGCCUGGGCUAAUCCGUUGUGGGAGAGUAAUCGGAGCAUAGCUCAUAAUUACCAGGAAUUCCUUGCCAAAUUCAAGCUCACGUUUGAGCCAUUGGGUAGAGAGGAUGACGCCUCCACUGCCCUAAUGCACAUCAGACAAGGUAACCGGUCUAUCUCGGAUUAUGCUAUUGAAUUCCGUACCUUAGCUUCCGAGGUAGACUGGACUAACAAUGGGUUAAUCUCAGCAUUCAAAAAGGGUCUCUCAGAGACUAUACUAGAUGAGAUAGCCGCUAAAGAAUUACCUAAGAGUCUUAACGAAUUUAUUACGUUUGUCAUGCAUAUUGAUAAUAGGUUAAGACUCAGAGAAGUCACCAGAAGCAAGACCAGACGUACGGCUAUGUCCCUAGCACCUCAAUUCUCUAAACCUGUUUUGUCUAACCUCCCUGUACAGUCCGAACCCGAACCUAUGCAGUUGGGGGUCACUAGACUGUCAGAGGCCGAAAAACAGUAUAGGAGAAGGGAGGGGUUAUGCCUAUAUUGCGGUAGAAAGGGACAUAUGAUAACUAAUUGUCCAGUGCGUCCGGAAAACUUCCGCACCUAAGAACCUUAAGGGGACAGAUCUUAGGUGUGAUGGAGUUGUCCUCUAACAAAAACAAAAGUAGAUUCCUACUUGAGGUAUCUAUUUCCCUUGAUAACAAGAAGUUUUCUUGCAGUGCCCUAAUGGACUCAGGUGCUUCUGGAAAUUUUAUUGAUGUCCAGUUUAUUAGGGGUAAUGAGAUACCGGUCAGGGAGAGACCUACGCCGCUAGCUGUAGAGGCUAUUGAUGGUAGACCACUCACACAACCGCUUAUAACCCACAAAACUGUCCCUAUUACGAUCUCCAUUGGGGCCUCCCAUAGGGAGGAGAUGGCAUUUCAGGUUAUUACUUCUCCAUCAUGUCCUAUCAUAUUAGGGUUUCCGUGGCUGAGUAAGCACAAUCCCUAUAUUGACUGGGCUAAUGGGGAGAUAUUAGAAUGGGGUAAAGAGUGUAUGGGGAGAUGUAUAAAACCAGUACUAAAGAGAUUGGAUACUAUUGACCUUCCCACUACCACUCCCCAAACUCCUGGAGUUCCCAUACAAUACCGAGAACUUCAGGAGGUGUUUAACAAGGCUCAAUCCGAUGUAUUGCCUCCCCACAGAGCAUAUGACUGUGCCAUUAACCUGUUUCCAGGCGCUAUGCCACCUAAGGGGGCAGUUUAUGCCUUAUCUCCCCAGGAGAGUAAAAUAAUGGAGGAAUACAUCAAAGAAUCCUUGAGCAAAGGGCACAUAAGAAAGUCAUCCUCACCAGCUGGUGCAGGAUUCUUUUUUGUUGAGAAAAAGGGUGGUGAGUUACGCCCUUGCAUAGACUACAGGGCACUUAAUAAAAUCACUGUAAAAAAUGCAUACCCUAUUCCACUCAUUUCCGAAUUGUUCGAUAGACUUCAGGGAGCUAAAGUAUUUACUAAGCUUGACCUUAGGAGCGCUUACAAUUUGGUUAGAAUUAAAGAGAAUCAUGAGUGGAAGGCGGCAUUUAAUACCCGUAGUGGACACUAUGAAUAUCUGGUAAUGCCAUUUGGGUUAUGCAACGCCCCGGCCGUAUUCCAAGACUUUAUAAAUGAUGUACUCAGGGAAUUCAUUUACUCAUUUGUCUUGGUUUAUUUGGACGAUAUUUUGGUGUAUUCCCCUGAUCUUCAAACUCACCACUCCCAUGUGAAACAGGUUCUGCAGACGUUGUUGAAAAAUAAACUUUAUUGUAAAUUAGAAAAGUGCAUAUUUGACCAGCCUGAAGUCCACUUUUUGGGUUACAACAUCUCUGCAUCGGGAUUUCAAAUGGAUCCUAAAAAACUAGAGGCUGUACUACACUGGCCAUUACCCUCUGGUUUAAAAGCCAUUCAAAGGUUUAUUGGUUUUGCCAACUAUUACAGAAGAUUCAUCAAGGGAUUUUCUUCUGUAAUAGCCCCAAUCACAAAUAUGACUCGCAAAGGGGUUAGUAGCACGGUAUGGUCCAAAGAGGCUGUGAAUGCUUUUGAGACUCUUAAACAAAGAUUUGCCUCUGCAGACAUACUAAAACAUCCCGACACCAGUAAACCUUUUAUAUUGGAGGUUGAUGCAUCCGAGACAGGGGUAGGGGCUGUUCUCUCUCAGAGAGAAAGCCAGGGAACACCAUUGCAUCCUUGUGGCUACUUCUCCAGAAAGAUGUCUCCUGCUGAGCGCAACUAUGAUAUUGGCAAUAGAGAACUGUUGGCCAUUAUUCUUGCCCUCAAGGAGUGGCGACAUCUUUUGGAGGGUUCCAAGGACCCCCUGUUGAUCAUAACCGACCACAAAAAUCUGGCAUAUAUAGGGGAUGCCAAACGUUUGUCUUCCAGACAGGCUAGAUGGUCACUGUUCCUUUCACGUUUUAACUUUCUCAUUACUUAUAGACCUGGUUCUAAAAAUACCAAGGCUGAUGCCUUGUCCAGGCAAUUUGAUAAUGAGCCCGCUCCGGAACAGAUGACAUCUCCUAUUAUUCCAGCAGAGUGUAUUAUUGCUACUACUCUCCUCUCACUGUCUUCUCCACUGCUUGGUACCAUACUGGAGGCCCAGCCUCAGGCGCCCAGUGGUAAACCGUGUGAUAAACUGUUCGUUCCCCUAUGUGAAAGGGUUAAUAUCAUGAAAGUGUUCCAUGACAAUAUAACUGCUGGACACCCGGGCAUCAAUAAGUCCACUGCCGCGAUCACUAGAUCAUUUUGGUGGGAUUCACUCAGGAAAGAUGUAAAGGAGUAUGUGCAGGCAUGUUCUGUGUGUGCAGUUUCUAAGGUGACUCAUGCACUUCCUUGUGGCCUGUUGCAGCCUCUUCCUGUUCCUGAGAUUCCAUGGUCCCACCUAUCCAUGGACUUUAUUGUUGAGCUUCCUAGCUCUGCUGGGUUCACUACUAUUCUCAUGGUUGUAGACCGAUUUUCUAAGAUGGCUCACUUCAUUCCUCUCAAGAAGUUGCCAUCUUCGCAAGAUUUGGUCCUAAUUUUCAUACGUGAAAUUGUCCGUUUUCAUGGCAUCCCCCACAAUAUUGUGUCUGAUAGGGGCUCUCAGUUUGUGUCCAGGUUCUGGAGGGCGUUCAGUAAACAAUUGGGGAUUGAUCUCUCCUUCUCCUCCUCCUACAAUCCACAGACCAAUGUUACAGCUGAGAGGGCUAACCAGUCAUUAGAAGUUUAUUUGCGUUGUUUAAUUAAUAGCACACACGACAAUUGGUCCGAACUACUCCCGUGGGCCGAGUUCGCUAGAAACAUAGAAACAUAGAAACAUAGAAUGUGACGGCAGAUAAGAACCAUUCGGCCCAUCUAGUCUGCCCAAUUUUCUAAAUACUUUCAUUAGUCCCUAGUCUUAUCUUAUAGUUAGGAUAGCCUUAUGUUCGUUCCCCUAUGUGAAAGGGUUAAUAUCAUGAAAGUGUUCCAUGACAAUAUAACUGCUGGACACCCGGGCAUCAAUAAGUCCACUGCCGCGUUCAUGACUCCUCUGGGCACAGUCCAUUUUUUGUCAGUAAUGGUAGGCAUCCUACGGUUCUCCCUGCGGUAUUUUCUGAUACUGCCAUUCCUGCUCUGGAUGAGCGUCUGGCCUCCAUUCAGGAUACCUGGGUUAAGGUUCAAACUGCUCUAGGGGCUGCUGCUGAACGCUUCAAACAUUUUGCUGAUAAGCGUAGGAGUGCCAACCGGUGUACCAAGUGGGGGACCGGGUUUGGUUGUCAUCUCGCAACAUCAAGCUUAAGGUCCCUAGCAUGAAGUUUUCCCCCAGAUUCCUUGGUCCCUAUAGAGUGCUUCGUAGGAUCAAUCCAGUGUCUUACUCUCUGGCUCUUCCUGCAUCUUUAGGGAUUCCCAACACUUUUCAUGUGUCCUUACUCAAACCUCUUGUCUGCAAUAGAUAUACUGUUCCUUGUGUUCCUCCCCCUCCGGUGGUGGUGGGUGGUCAGGAAGAGUAUGAGGUAUCUUCUAUCGUGGAUUCUAGGUUUUCUCGGGGCACUUUACAGUACUUGGUUGUUUGGAAAGGUUACGGUCCUGCUGAUCGUUCUUGGGUUUCGGCUCCUGACCUGCAUGCGGGCCAUAAGAUCCGCGCUUUUCACGCUAAAUUUCCUCUCAAGCCUGGUCCUGUCCGCCCGGUGGGCGUUCUUCAGGUGGGGGUAAUGUCACAUAUUCAUCCGCUUAUAGAAAUGUGGUUAAUGACAUUUACUGUCCACACAGGAAAAGUUGUGCCGAGCAGCAACCUAAUCCACAGAAGGGUUAAUGCUGAGCAGUAAUUGUGCAAAUGAAACCUGGUGUCAUGUAUUCAUCCGCUUAGAGAAAAGUGAUUAAUGACAUUUACUGUCCACACAGGAAAAGUUGUGCCGAGCAGCAACCUAAUCCACAGAAGGUUAAUGCUGAGCAGCAAUUAUGCAAAUGAAACCUGGUAACUGACUUUGGGGUCAAAGGCCGGUUACAGCCUAUCAGAACUAAAGGAGGGGUAUUUAGGCCCAGUUCUCAGCCUGCUCAGUGCCCUGUCGUGGUUUCCCUUGUGGUUGUCUGAGAGCGCGUUCCUGUUUAUAGUUUUCUAACUGGUUUUUGACUUUGGCUUUGUUUAUUGACUUCUCUAUAUUCUGGUAUCCUGACUCCUGGCUUUCCUGAUCGCUGUGUCCCUUUCUGUGUUCCCUGACCUCGGCUAGUAUUUUUGACUAUUCUUUGUACGUUAAAUCCGGCCAUUCUAAGGACCGGUAAUACGUUACUUAUUUGUCAUCCGUGCUGUACAGUUCUACGUGCUGGAUCAAACAGUAAUCCUGACACCCCUGCCAUCCUAUGCUCAUUUGCACCUGCUACAGCACAAGAGGUUUCUGCUCUGCUCAAGUCCUCCCUCCCCACCACCUGCUCCCUCGAUCCUAUUCCAUCGCAUCUCAUCCGCACUUUGUUUCCCUCUCUUGCUCUUCCUCUCGCUAACAUUUUCAAUCUCUCCCUUUCCUCUGGCACAUUUCCCUCACCCUUCAAACAUGCAACCGUAACCCCAAUUCUGAAAAAGCCCAACCUUGAUCCCAACUCCCCAUCCAACUACCGCCCUAUCUCGCUACUGCCAUUUGCCUCCAAGAUCCUCAAGAGAGUUGUGUACGCCAGAUUGACAGACUUUCUCGAAUCCAAGUCUCUGCUUGACCCCCUUCAGUCUGGAUUCCGCGCUGGUCACUCUGUCGAAACCGCUGUUACCAAAGUAUCCAACGAUUUAAUUGCUGCUAAAUCUCGCGGCCAAUACUCUAUCCUAAUCCUCCUUGAUCUUUCUGCCGCCUUUGACACUAUUGAUCAUCAACAGCUUCUUCACAUUCUCUGUAACUUUAGUCUACGGAAUACUACUCUCUCCUGGUGCUCCUCCUACCUCUCCCAGCGCUCUUUCAGUGUUUCUUUCUCUGGCUUUGCCUCUUCUCCCCAACCCCUCUCUGUCGGCGUCCCCCAAGGUUCUGUCCUCGGCCCCCUACUGUUCUCUAUCUAUACUGCUUCCCUUGGUAAACUCAUUAGCUCCUUUUGGCUUCCAAUAUCAUUUAUAUGCAGAUGACACGCAAAUCUACCUGUCCUCCCCUGAUCUCUCUCCGCCCACCUUGACUCGUGUUUCUGACUGCCUCUCUGCUAUUUCCAACUGGAUGGCUGCUCACUUCCUUUAACUCAACCUGUCCAAAACAGAACUUCUAGUUUUUCCUCCCUCAAGUGCUGCUACUCCUGUGUCUGUCUCCAUCCAAGUCAACGGUGCUACUAUCCCCUCUACCUCGCAGGCUCGCUGCCUAGGGGUUCUUUUUGAUUCUGAUCUCUCUUUUACUCCCCAUGUCCAAUCGAUAGCCAAAUCCUGUCGCUUCCAACUCAAGAACAUAGCGCGCAUCCGCCCAUAUCUAACACCGGACGCGGCUAAGGUACUGGUUCAUGCUGUUGUUCUCUCUCGCCUUGACUACUGCAAUCCCCUUCUCACCGGUCUUCCCAACUUGCACCGCUGCAAUCUAUAAUGAAUGCGGCUGCGAGGCUUAUUUUCCUGUCUGGUCGCACCUCCCACACCUCCACGCUCUGUCAGUCCCUGCAUUGGCUUCCAGUUAGAUAUAGGGCCCAAUUCAAAAUUCUGGCGCUUGCUUACAAAUCCCUACAUAAUGCUGCUCCAACAUACCUAUCCUCCCUUAUACACAAUUAUGUCCCGUCGAAACCCCUGCGCUCAGCCCAAGACCUACGCCUAUCCUCUGCCCGGAUCCCCACCUCUGAUGCUCGCCUUCAAGACUUCUCCAGGGUUGCACCUAUUCUGUGGAACUCCCUUCCCUCAAUCAGACUUUCAUCCAGCCUCCACUCCUUCAAAAAAUCUUUGAAAACUCACUUCUUCAUUAAAGCGUAUCAAUUAAACUGUCCGCAGGUUUCUCAUCCCCCACCCCAUGACUCCUUUCCCGCAACUGUCAAAAAUGACCUACCAAGCACUCAAUAAACCCUUCUCUAACAAACUAUUUAAUUCCGCUACUUUAACCCUUUGUGUCACUAUACCCCACUCCCUCUAGCAUGUAAGCUCAUCGACCAGGGACCUCAACCCCCUCUGUUCCUGUACGUCCAGUGGUCUGAUCUCAAUUAUGUGUCUGUUAGUCCACCCAUUGUACAGCGCUACGGAAUUUGUUGGCGCUAUAUAAAUGAUAAAAUAAUAACUCUUGUACAGAGCCCACACUGCAUGCAGCCUUUCAGUUUGGCAGCCAGGCCCCGCCCCCCGAUUUCAUUGUUUAAAUUACCUGUCUGUGAGUGCCUCAUAAAGAUGACAAACAGCUGAGUUGUUGUUUUUUUGCCUUCAAAACAAUUAGCUGGUUCUCAGGAUGAGACGUGGAGUCAACUCCACACUUGGAUUCAUAAAAUGUAAUUUGCUGUAAAGUAAACCAGUGAUCAUCUGGGGAAUAACAAAGCAUUAUGAGUGAAGAACAGUCCUUCACAUAGGUUUAUACAUGACUGAAUUUUCAUGACAGUAAUUUGUCUUUAUAUCAUUGGCUAAUAUGUAUUACUAUAGGGUAAUAUUUCCAUUUAUGUAAUGUUCUCUAAAAAAAAAAAAACACCUUAUUCAGUAACAAACAGAUGACAUUCUUGAGAAGUAACAAUCCUAGUAAUCUGCCUCUGUAGUAAGCAAACACAAGAACACAUGACUGUUUUGUGAUAGAUACAUUUAACAAACAAAUCCACACACUACAUUCACCAAACAUUUUCAUCUCUGUUCUUUACACACCUUACUUCCCUUAUAAGCAUUUCAACACAGUCCUUAAAAUAGUCUACCUAGCUAUAUAAAUAUCUGUUAAGUCGUGCAAAACAUAUAUAGACUGCCGGUUGUAAAGUUUUUUUUAUGAUGUGAAUCCAUUUUUUUUAUGAUGUGAAUCAACUUCCCUAGUCCUGGCCUAUAUCAUUCCACUCAUUUAACAAAUACAGGGCUGCAUGGGGGUGGCAUACAUGCAAAAUCAGCAGGACAUUCCUUACUAACACGGGUGUUUAGGAAGCAGAUUUUGUGAUCUGUAAGGUGUUAUUAAUGUGGUCCUUAAGGGGUAAAGCAUUGUGUGGCAUGCUUCUCAAAUUGGCUUUUUGUAUUUUUAACUUCAUAGUAUUUCCCAGAAAUCAAUUUCUCUUACUCUUUUAUUAUUUUGCUAAACGAAAAGUCUCUUCUGUCCUAACUGAUUACCGUUCAUGUUUACCUGGGAUCAUUUAAAGCUUUGUCUUUGCAGCACUUUUAAUUGCAUACCUUUUUCAUCAUAUGACCGGAUACAAACAUCCUGCUCUUCCCUUAUUUUUUUCAAUUUAUUUCUUUUUGAUAGAAAACAUUAUGUGAUGUCAUUCUUAUGGUCCAAGACAGAAAAAUUCCUGCUCAUCGUGUAGUCUUGGCAGCCGCCAGUCACUUUUUUAACCUGAUGUUCACAAGUGAGUACCCAUCACUUUCUUAAAUGCACAUUCUUAGCACCAUAACUACAGAAUAUAACUGAAAAACUUUAGGGCAACAUGUACAGAGGAUGAGCUACACAGCCAAAAUUGUAGAUUGUUAUAGAUAAAUUUCUCCACGAGUCUUUAAUCUCCCUCUCUUAGCUCUUUAAAAGAAACUCUCCUAUGUUGAGAAAACUACAAAAUUGUUAAUGUAACUGAUUGAAUAUCACUUUCCAACUGUCAAAGAUCCAAGACUGCUUUUAAGUUAUAGAUGUCAUUCGUGCUAUAUUUUUGUAUCAUGCAUUUACAAUAAGAAACUCUCCAAGCUGCAGUGCUAUGCUCUCCCCUGUAAGUAGUUAGACCAUUUUGGAUCGGUUUGACUUGUUAUCUAGGUAAUGAUUGAGAUUUGGACGCUCUCUGUCUGAGCUAAGCCUCGCCUUAGGCUAAACACACCCCUUUCUUUCUGGUUGGGAGAGCCAGAAGCUCCUGCUUCGAAUAUCGAACUUAGCUCACACUGACAAAAUAUCUGACACUCCUUGAGGCAGGGUGGUCUCUGCGGACCAUAAGUAAUUAGUCAAACUGUAUAGAACGUGGUUAUGGUUACUAGAGUGUUCUUUUAAGUGGAUACAUUUUAAGUGUUCACAUAAAUGAGAAUCUAACAUUUGGAGAAUCCACUAUAGUUUUGUAAAAUGUUUUUCUCUUUCUCUCUAGCAAACAUGCUUGAAUCCAAGUCUUUUGAGGUAGAGCUGAAAGACGCUGAACCUGAUAUUAUAGAGCAAUUGGUGGAGUUUGCAUACACAGCAAGGUAUACAUUUUUUGUCUGGAAAAACAAUGGUCAAAGGACUUGUUUCCAACAUUGUUGCUAAAUAGUUGUCAUAAGCUGUUUCUAUCAACAGCCAGUAGCUGCUACUUUAAUUUUGAAUAUUUCGUUAAAUAUGUUGAGAUAUUAACUCACCUUCCAUCCAGUCCUUUGCCACCAUUUUCUCUGCUUUGUGGAUGUUAUACUAUUGCAAUAGUCACCUCUGGUCCAGCCACGAUGGUCCUGGCAAACCACCUCCAUGACCUCCGUCACCCCAUUCCUAGCCCUAGUAGUGUCGUCUAGGGAGUAACCAUAGCAAUCACUUUACAUGCUCUGUGUUGAUAUUCUUGGAGAACAAACCUGGUCUCUCUGAGUCAGUUCUUCAGCACAGAGGUGACCAAAAAAGACCAAAUUUAUAUAUGUCAUCCCCCUCCACCCAAGCUAUACAUUUGCUUGUACAAUGUAUAGAUGAAAAUGUAUGCUCCUUAAAAUGAGCAUAAGUAGAAUGUACUAUGUCAGAGACCGCAUUGGAAACAAGCCCUACGGUGAUCCUGAUGAGACUAACACCUGUGUCCCAGAGGUUUGAACUGGCCCUACAGUUCUCAUUGACAUAGUCUCUACCUUUGUAGCAGAUUUGCUUAAAGGGACACCAGAAGCACUUCAGCUUAAAGGUACGCUAUAGGGUCAGGAAAACAAAAGUGUAUUCCUGACCCUAUAGUGUUAAAAACACUAUUUAGGUGGAUCGAUCCCCUUACUCCGCUUGAAUAGAAUAAACUCCCCUUUUAUUCCACUGCUGGUCUGGCCCCACCCACCUCGCCCUCUUGACUGAGAUCAUCACAAUUGACGAUCUCGGACAAUCCAAUGCUUUCUAAUGGAAAAGUAUUGGAUUAACUGAGAUUGUCAAUUUUGAUGAUCUCAGCCAAAGGGGUGGUGGCGGAGCCAAACUCCCAUCAGCAACUCCUCCCACUACCAAAGUAUUACAUGACACCCAAAUCCUCCCUCCCUCCCUCCCCCCAUCAUUAUUUUACUCUUCUAGUAUAUGUGUCCACAUGUUAAGAUUAAUUCUAGGGACAUAUUCAUUAUGAUAUAUAUAUAUAUAUAUAGGCCUUCAUGCAUAUUUUGGAUUAUUGGAUGUGAAUUCAUGUAUUCUUAAUCUGUGAUCCUUACAGGGGAUAUUUAUGACCUUCUGUUAGAAUGGUGCCUAUAUUCUAUUAGACCUGUAUCUUACUUGCAUUCAUGUCUCUUUAACCCCAGUAUCACAGCUUAACUUGAAUUCUAUGUGUUGUUUUUGCUCAGAAAUGCUUUAGACUCGAGAAAGGAAGGUUCUCCCAAAGCUUGUCAUUCCACAAUUCUGUUAGUUCAGUAAAUAAGGUAUUAGAAGAUACUAAGUUCAUCUGUUAUUUUACAUCGCAUCACUGGAUUAGAAAAGCUACAAUCUCUACUCUAACUUUUGAUGUAAUAAAGACAUUUCCUUUUUUUUCUCUCCCCCAUUUCAGAAUAUCUGUAAAUAGCAAUAAUGUCCAAUCCUUGCUGGAUGCCGCCAACCAAUAUCAAAUUGAACCGGUCAAGAGAAUGUGUGUGGAUUUCUUAAAAGAACAAGUGGACGCUUCGAACUGUUUGGGUAAUAUUGCACAUAUAUUUUGAUAGGCUACUCAUUAAUCAAGCAUUGUGAGAAAUUACAUGAAUCGUUUUCAGCAAGCUAUUCAUUUGUACUGGUUUGUAACAAAUGUAAAAUCUCAAAUUCUUAAAGGAGCACUAAAAUCAAAACCAUUUUGGCAACUGUAGAGAAUAGUCCAAGGAUGAUGCAACAAACACACACUCGUUUUCCAUAGAGAUAUUUCUGAGUGGUGUGACAGCAUAUAAGAUUAUCUUUAUACAUUAUUUGCUAGUUACCUUGAAUAACAUUUUAUGUUCACUUUGAUGUUAAUAUACCAAAAAGGUGAUUGAUUUCAAUAAAUUACAAUGUUAAUCUAAACUACAUUUUUUUUUUACAUUUUUUUUAAUUCUUAAGUUUCAUUCAGGUGUGCUUUAUUUUCAUGUAUAAUAACUUGCAACAUUUCCUAUGUAAUUGUACAAACAGGAAUUAGCGUUUUAGCAGAAUGCCUUGAUUGUCCUGAGCUAAAAGCCACAGCAGAUGACUUCAUUCAUCAGCAUUUCACUGAAGUUUACAAAACCGAUGAGUUUCUGCAGCUAGGUGUGAAACGUGUUACUCAUCUACUGAACCAGGACACACUAACUGUCCGUGCUGAAGAUCAGGUAUUGUAUUUUAACUAACAGUUGAGAUUGAACAUCUAACUGAUCCAGUAUACCACACUUGGAUACAUGAAUACCCUUUAAUUAUGUCACAAAAACUAUAGUGGAAAAAACACAGAAAUCUAUUGUCUGGUUCCGUUAAAAUAACAUAAUGCAGCAUUGAUAUUAAAAGGAUACUCGAAUCACUGAAACAACUUCAGCUUAAUGGUGUGGCUUUGAUGUACAGGUCAUUCCUCUGCAGUCUCACUGCUCAGUUCUCGGCCAUUUAGAUGUUAAAUCGCUUUAUAUAUGCAGCCAUAGCCACACCUCCACUGCAUGUGACCUACACAAUCUCCAUACUCUUUUCCUGUAAAGAGAGGUCUAAUGCUUAAACUUCCUUUCAGCACAGUCUGUUUAAGUUAGAUUUUCUCUCCUGCGCUAUUAACAGCCUUCUAGAGCCAGCAUGUGCUGUCUGCUGUGAUUAAAGUUCAAAUAGCAGCAGGAGAUAGUACUUUCUGUGCUGCAGAUCUGAUUAAACCACUUUUUUCAUGCAGGCUCUGUCAAUCAUAGCCAGGGGAGGUGUGGCUAUGGCUGCAUAAACAGAAACAAAGUGAUUUAACUCCUAAAUGGCCGCGAAUUGAGCAGUGAGACUUCGGGUAUGUGAUCUACACACUAAAACUGUUUAAGCUAAAGUUUCCUUGGUGCUUAACAUUUUCCUUUAAUUUUAGUUUCAGGAAGCUGCUUCUCCCACAUUUAUUACCAAUUUCCAUUAAAGGGACUUUCCAGGGCAGAUCCUUUGUUUUAUUGCAUUAUAUUAGCUAUGCAUUAAAGCAUUUUUGUUAAGUUUCGUUUUUAGCUUAAUAAAAUUAUUUUAUUAAAAUUAUCUUCAUACAGAUAUUUCUUAUUCUCAUUUUUAUGAUGAUUUCUUUUUGAGGCUAAAGAUUCAACUGACGUUUUUUAUGUAUUUAUUUUCCUUUUUAGAAUAUAGUCUGAAUUCUAUGUCAGUACAUCUACUGUGUUUUCAAUAACACUAUAUGUUUAUUUUAGGUAUAUGAUGCAGCUGUCAGAUGGUUAAAAUAUGAUGAGCCAAAUCGACAACCAUUCAUGGUGGACAUUCUUGCCAAAGUCAGAUUUCCACUUAUUUCCAAAAACUUUCUAAGCAAAACCGUGCAGGCUGAGCCUCUGAUACAGGACAAUCCUGAAUGCCUGAAAAUGGUGAUAAGUAAGGGACAGUUGUUUCUGAAAUAAUGGUUUUAAAUAAUUUUGGUUGAAAGAUAUUUUGUUACUUAGAAGGUAUUAAUGUUAUACUGACGUUCUAUGAAAAAUUUAUCUCGCUCUACUCUUCUGUCUAAAUUAAAAUAUUUAGCAAGUAAGUCCCAUGCUUUUGUGUCCCUUUGCAUAAAUGAUCGAGAAGCACACAAGCAGGUUACAUGUCCGUUAGGAUAGGGCUUGAUAUAUCCAUAGCUUCAUGGUGACUCAGGAAUACUUAAGUGUGUCUCUUUGCCUAUCUAGGACAAUCAAAUGUGUCCCCUUACCAGCCCUGUAAGCUGCAAGGAAACAGCAGGCAUCAGAUCUCCCGGAGAUCUGAUACCAGCUUCCCUUACUCCUUCUGUGUUUUAUAUCAAAGUGUUUUUAAUUGUGUAUAAAAUGAUCGAAGAACAGAAGAAUUUACAAGUGAAGGGGCUUCACUGAAAUCUUAUGAUUGUGUGUAAUGUUUUCAAAUAUUUUUUUAAAAUAUUUAAUAAAUAUUAAAAUAUUUAAUAUAUAAUUCCUUUAUUUUACUACAAUUCUCCACGUGGCAUUAAGAAUUGUGGAGAAUAAAAGAUGCAAUUGUGUGCCCUCUUAUUUUUCUGUAUAAAGCAUGCUAAGGUCAAAUUAAAACUAAGAAAGAACAAAUGGUUAGUUGCAUGGGAGAGACAUUCAUUUGUGUAAAUAAAUUAACAGUUGUGUGAUUUCCUUUUAUUACUGUGUAUUGCUGUAGUAGUCAAACGUGGACCUCUGUCUUUUAGAAACUACAGGUUUCCUUGUAUGGGCUUGUAGAUAUUUUUGUAGAUCAGUAGUGUAAUAGCUUUAAGACUGAAUUAACUAAUUAGUGUUAUAACUAGAAUGUAUUUUCUGUACAUGAUCACCAAAUUUUCAUCUCUUAGGUGGAAUGCGCUAUCAUCUUCUGUCUCCAGAAGACAGAGAAGAAUUGGUAGAUGGAACCAGACCACGGAGAAAGAAACAUGAUUAUAGGAUUGCCUUGUUUGGAGGCUCGCAGCCUCAGUCCUGCAGAUACUUUAAUCCAAAAGUAAGAUAUCUCUCUUUCCAUUAUCUGAUCAUGACUUCAUAACUUUCACUCAUAGCCACCAAUUUAAAACUACUGCAAUGUCUAGAGGCUCCCACGCGCAUAACCAACAGGAAAAGAACAUCUUUCCUGAAUUUUGAUUUAUGGAAAUCUUUCCUGUUUUCAUUUACUCUCCUGCCGACACUUAACAAUUGCUCUGUCACCAAUCACUACUUUAGGUAGCACACACAGAGUUUAUCACUAAAGUGCGAAUUCUGUAUACUAUAUUUUUAGGUUUGAACAUUUUGGCCUAAAAAAAUAAGAUUUACUUUACAUUCGUUGUAGUGAAUAAUCCUGACACUGUUAUUCACAAAAACUGGGAAUUCCCCAGGAAAUCAUCCAUUUAAGGCCAAAAUCACUGAGCUGGAAACCUAGCUGACUUGGGUAAUUUUGGUAGUUAUCCAAAAUAAUCAUAUGAAAAUCACUUUGUAUGUCAUGUUUUCUUAAGGUAAAGCAUAUAUGUGUUUUUUUUUUGGAUAUUGUAUGAAUAUAAAAAUAUAUCAUUUAUUCUGUUCACCAGGAUUACAACUGGACUGAUAUUCGAUGUCCCUUUGAGAAGCGACGAGACGCAGCUUGUGUUUUUUGGGACAAUGUUGUUUAUAUUUUGGGUGGUUCUCAACUUUUCCCAAUUAAGAGAAUGGACUGCUAUAAUGUUGUGAAAGAUUCCUGGUACUCUAAACUGGGGCCUCCUACGCCACGAGACAGCCUAGCUGCAUGCGCCGCUGAGGGCAAGAUCUACACGUCAGGAGGCUCAGAAGUGGGUGAGAGAUCUAUCCAUUCCUUCAAGUGCAGGGCAGAUUCAAAAACAGCCCUUAAAGAUAUGCAUGUGAUAUGAAAGUUGGGUCACUGGAGGAGGAUCAGAGCCCAUUUUCUUUUCUGAGUGAUUUAUUUUGCUUUUUUAUAAUGCAUUUGCAAUGGUGGCAAAGCCACUUUAGGGUAAUAAUUUAAGGUAAUCUUACCUUAACUUGCUUUCCCACUCAUUAACAUGACUCCAUUUAUUAUUUUUGGAUAGAGUUUUCAAAUGAUUUAUCUACAUAAGUCCUAAUUACAAUCUAUGAGAGACUUUGUAGAAAUAAUUUUUUUUUCCUAAUUGUAAUAAUUUUAAACAUUUAUCCAAAAAUAUUAAAUCGAUGCCAUUGUUCAAAGGGUGUUAAAAAAAAUAAAAAAAAGUUUCAUAAUCAGGGACAAAGGGUGUUUUAAAACAUAAUUUUCAUUUAAAACUAUACCCUUAAAAAAAGAUUGUGGUACAGUCUGUUUUAGCCUUCCAAAAUAAUACAGUAGAAAAUGUGGUGUAAUUAAAACUUCACUUUUAAUUGAUUCAUAUUAAAAUAAGAAAACUAUCAAAAAUGAACACAUCGUCAAAACAAAGGUAUAAGAAUCACCUGUGAUCUUCCCACACAUUAUUUCUUUUUCUUCUCUUUUAAUGUGUGGGAAGAUCAUGGUUGAUUUUUGUACCUUUGUUUAGACAAUGUGUUCAUUUUUGAUUGGUUUCUCAUUUUAAUAUGAAUGAAUAAAAAGUUUUAAUCACACCACUUUUACUACUAUAAAUUUCAGCUGUACUUCUAAUAAAAUGUAGGAAAUUUGAUAUGAAAGAGGAAAAACAAUAAUUUUGGUAUUGCAGAAAUAUUUAAGAUAACUAGGAUGUGUUAAUCAAUGACCUGCAUACAGUCACCAAUCGUUGCCAACUUACAUAACCGCAUAAACUGAUCAGUAGCCAUAAUCUGUGCAUUAUACUUCCAGUUUAAGAAUCCUAAGCAGCAUUUACAUGGUUAUUCAAUAAAGUGGGAAUGAAAUUGAAUUCAUAUUAAAUUUGAAAUAUAAGGUCAAAAUUACUGAAAUUCACUUUAAAUUCCUAACAAUUCUCACUUUUGUGAAUUCCCCUGUAAAUUUUUUUUAUUUUAUUUUUUACAUAUUUGAAUUAGGGGUGACGGCGUGUAUUUCCACUAAAGAGAUUAUGAAGUUCCUGAUCAUCUUUCAUAUUUCCCAAGCAUUAUGACGUUGAUUAAAAAGUAAAAUCCAUAUAUUUUGUGUACCUCUCCAGGAAAUUCUGCCCUUUACCUGUUUGAGUGCUAUGAUACGAGAACUGAGAGCUGGCGCACGAAGCCCAGCAUGUUGACCCAGAGAUGUAGCCAUGGGAUGGUAGAAGCAUGUGGGCUCAUCUAUGUAUGUGGAGGCAGCUUGGGGAACAAUGUUUCUGGGAGGGUGUUGAAUUGCUGUGAAGUGUAUGAUCCAGCAACAGAAACGUAAGUAUGCUAGGUUUAUGCUUCAGAAGUAAUCUAUUUCCUUUUUUUUUUUUUUUUUUUUUAUAUAGAAUUUAAAAAAAAAAUUAUUUAUAAAAUAUUUUGCAGGUGAAGAGUGAAUGUUUGGUUUUAAAGAAAAAUAUAUGCAAACCAAAUUUACCUUUUAACAAUUCCUAGAACUGUACGUAUUAAGCAGUGCCCUUUGGUUCAGUGGUUUUCACUUUCCUUGGGAGUGAUCAGUCUGAUGUUUGUUCAGACCACUGAAAACGCAGAGCAACCCAAUUUUAGGUCCUGACCCAAGGUUCAAGAUCCACUGCUUCGGACAGCAUAAGGCGAUUUUUAAUUUAGUCUUUUGCAAUCCAAUAAUUAAUCUAACAAAAAAUGUUUAGUAAUUGCAGCUCUUAUAGCUCAAUCAAUAUAUUGUAUGGAUAAUUGUAGUAAUCUCCAAAUAUAAGGAGAUCUGCUUGAUAUCCUCAGGGUAAAAUGUGUCUUUGUAAAUUAGAGCACCAGGUAUUAAACUUUAGCUAAUUUAAGCUCAUUCUAAUUGCCUGUUAUUGUGAGUAAUUGUGUUCCGGGAUUUUCAUAGUAUAUGCAUCUGUGGAAAUCUAUUGAAAGAUGGAAUCUGCUGUCUUUAUCUCAUUGUUCCAUCAUGUCCCCAAAUUAAUAGGCAUAAUGCUGCCAGUAAUAAUUGAUAUCACAAAAGAAAGGAGGACAUAGAAGUUCUCUUUAAUCACAUUGUUUUGUACAACACAGAUUAAAUGCAAUUAUUUUGAUUUUUAAGGGUCAUUUUUAUUUUUAUAUAAUUUUUUUUUAAUUAAAAUAGUUCACUGCUUGGUCACCAGCAGGUGUCUGUGAAAAGUAUUUUUUUUAUAUAAUAAUUAUUCCUAACAUUUUGGUUUGCCGGUUUGUUUUAUUUUAUUAUUUUUUUCUUCUUUUCAGGUGGACUGAGCUGUGUCCAAUGAUAGAGGCUCGCAAAAACCAUGGAUUGGUGUUUGUGAAAGACAAGAUAUUUGCCAUUGGUGGGCAAAAUGGUUUAGGUAUUGAAACAGUUUGUUGAAGUUCUGUGGAACAAAAAGCACAUACAAUGGAUAGAAAUAUAUUGCCUAUUUAGGACCAGUUUAGCAAUAAAUUAAAGCAUGUAGUUGCAUGUCUAUCAACAAUGGCUAUAGGGGGUAUUAUUUGUCAUCACAGAAGAAGUGUAUGUUUUAUAGACACAAGAAUAUCUAGGAUUAACACAUUAAAAUCUAUAUAAUUUUGUUGGUCUCUGGUAGAUGGCUUUCUUAUAUUUAGAGAUCCAAAGUAGGUGACACCUUUCUCCCACAGCUCUUUGCAAUGAAACAUCAGUGGAGAUGGCUCUGCACUCAUUUGGAUAGACUGCCAUAUUUAUUUUAUCUAGUAUUUCCUAAUGGUCCAAUGUACUGCUUCUAGUAAUAGGGAGAGUCAUGGCUUGCUCGAGGCCUGAAGUAUGGACAAGCCAAAUCAGUGCAGCAUUAUUACACCAAAAUCUGGUUACAUUAUAAUUGUUUUAUAAAUUUUAAAUGUACAUUGAUUGUUUUACAGUUUUUUACUUGUUUAUAUCAAGCUUUUCGUGUGCACCAUUCUGAUCAAAUUCGUCAUCCAUUACUUAUCUAGUUUGUAAGCUAUACGAAACAUUUUGCCUAUAUAGAUGUAAAAUGUCUUUAGAUUUACUGUACUUGCUGUGGCAGCACUAUAUUAUAGUGACCACUGAAUACACUUUACAAUCGCUAUGUAAAUUAAUGCAUGCAUACUUGCAUGCCACAUGAAUUAUGAUCUGAUUUGCUAUCCAUACAACAUAUAGUUCUCCAGAAGUGGAUCUUCAACGCUCAUAAUACUUUACCAGCGUGUGGGGGAUCUUCCCAUGUCUAAAUUGUAUAGUAGGGCAGCUCUGUUCUGUACCAGGUUACUACAUCAAUAUGGGGAAUUUGGACGGGCAAGAGAGGAAAAAGACUGUUAGGUGAGCAAAGGAAGCUUCUAACUAAAAAUCCAUGGUUUGAAAUAGUACCAAAGCAACCACAAUAUAAUUUAUUUUUUUCAUGCUCCACUCAUAUUCCAUUUCGAGUAAAUCUCUUUUAAACAUAUACCACAACUUCAAAGGCAAAUGAACCUGACGUUUACUUUUUAUACAAUUUAUUUUCAGGUGGGCUAGACAGCGUGGAAUAUUAUGAUAUUAAACUUAACGAAUGGAAGUUGGUGUCCCCCAUGCCAUGGAAAGGAGUUACUGUAAAGUGUGCGGCAGUGAGCUCGGUCAUUUACGUCUUGGCUGGCUUCCAGGGUGUGGGUCGAUUAGGACAUAUUUUGGAAUAUAACACAGAGACAGACAAAUGGAUUGCAAACGCCAAGGUCCGCGCCUUCCCAGUAACUAGCUGUUUGAUCUGUGUGGUCGAUACAUGUGGAGCAAAUGAAGAAACGUUGGAAACUUGAAUACUACCCAUUGUUCGCUCUGUGCAGGACUGGACAAUUGUCAUUGUCACACUAAAAUAGUGUGUGACAUUUAUGGGUAGGGUACUACAAGGUUUUUAUUUCUAGAUUAAUGACAUUCUGGAAAAGCAGGAAACAUUAUUUUAAUCCUUUGAAUAACAGGGGUGCCUUCAGCUUAUUUCAACGCACUAUAUUGGUUACAUCUCUGGUAUUCAGAGGUAAAACAUAUCUGUGUAAUGUCUUAACCACAGGCUUUUAGUUUAGUUUUUAUUAUUUUAUUAAGUAAAAUUCAGCCGGUGAGAAAAACAUAUAUUUUUUUUUUUUCUUAUUGUCCUCAUUUUGGAUUAUUUAAUAAAUAUGGUCACCACGUGUUUUUUUUUUUUUUUUUUUUUUUUUUUUUUUUUUUUUUUUUUUUUUUUUUUUUUUUUUUUGUUUUGUUCUUUUUGUUUAUUUGUUAUCCUUUCACCAAGGGCAGCUGCUUUGGUGCCAUCCUCAAGAAAUGUUAGCAGAGCAUUUAGUUCUUAGUUUUGUGGUGUGUGAUUUGGAGCUUUUACAUAAGACUUUCAGCUUCGAUAUAGACAUCUUUAUAAAUACUAUGUAUGCUCAGUCUUACUCCGUUCAGAGAUUUUUGUUUAGCAAUUUCACUGUGUACUGUUCAUUGUUAUAAACUGCUUAAUUUGGGGGGGAAAUCCAUUUAACGUGCUGUAUGUUUUUUUUUUUAUUCCUCAUGUUUGUAUUGCAUUGAGAACCUAGCUGCCCAAGCUACUUAUGUAAGCUCAGUCAGUUUUAUUAAAAUAUUAUUCUGUUGUGACUUGGCUGUACUAGUUAUCACGUGACACUGUUGUGUAUAAUUUUAGAGCAACAAAUUCUAGACUUUGCAUAUCAGUCACACAUCUUGUCUAGCUAAUGCUACAUAGACUAAAAGCUAUACAGUUGCAAGAAAAAGUAUGUGAACCCUUUGGAAUGACAUGGAUUUCUGCACAAAUUGGUCAUAAAAUGUGAUCUGAUCAUCAUCUAAGUCACAAUAGACAAUCACAGUCUGCUUAAACUA